AUGUAGUGACAAUGAAAUUGUUUAUGUUUUUGUUACUGGCCAGUUACACAGUGAAAUGUGAGGAUACGAGUUACUACGUAAUCCAAAUGCCAGAAAAAAACCCACCCACCAAACUCCACAAGAAACCGUUUCGAGUUUACUGGAACGUACCAACAAUGCAAUGCAGAUCAAAGAAAAUCCCAUUCGAAAACCUACAUGACAAGUUCGGGAUAUUGCAAAACAAAAAUGACAGUUUCCGGGGCGAAAAGAUCGCCAUUUUGUACGACCCGGGCCUUUUUCCCGCGCUUUUGAAGAACGAAACGAGCGGUAGAUUCAUAUUUAGAAAUGGCGGCGUUCCCCAGCAGGGGGACAUUGAGAAGCAUUUGGCUUCGUUCAGGAGUGUACUGGAGCAGAGUAUUCCGGAUCCUAAUUUUAGUGGAGUCGGUAUCAUAGACUUCGAGUCCUGGAGGCCGGUGUUCAGACAGAACUUCGGGAUCCUCGUGCCGUACAAAGACGUCUCGUAUGAGAUUGAGAAGAAACUUCACUGGUGGUGGCCGAAGGCGUGGAUACAAGCCGAGGCGAAGCAGCGCUUUGAGCAAGCAGCCCGUGCUUUCAUGCAGUCCACGUUGACCCUAGCAAAGCAGAUGCGCCCCAACGCUCUAUGGGGAUACUACGGUUUCCCAUACUGCUUUAAUAUGGCCAAUAACAACCCAACAGAGAGUUGUGCUAACAAAGUUCCGGAAGAAAAUGAUAGUGUAUAUUGGCUAUGGUCAAAAAGUACAGCACUAUAUCCGUCUGUAUACAGCUCAAAAGAUCUGUCAACGCCGCAGCUAGCUGGCUUAAUACGUGGAAGAGUGAAAGAGGCUGCAAGAGUUAAGAGAAAUGGGAUUCCAAUAUUACCUUACUUCUGGUUCCGAUAUAGAGACGGAUCUUAUCUUAAAAAGGAGGACCUUGAUGUUGCACUGCAAACGAUGUACAAAUCUAAUGCGUCUGGUUUCAUUAUAUGGGGCAGUUCCAACGAUGUCAAUACAGUUGACAAAUGUCAAAAACUUCGUAACUACAUAGAAAAUGUCAUGGGCCCAGCGAUAGCAAAAUACACGAAAGGCGAUUCUAAAAUUGAGAAUGAUAUACUUCAUGAUUAUCAUGAGGAAUUAAUCGAAACUUCUACAAAUAAUAGUACGACAACCACAACCACUUUUAAUCCGAAUUUCAUAGAAAUUGAUAAAGAUAUAGUAACAAAUAAUUUGGAUUCAGUAACGCCUGACCCUGAAUUCCAUUGGGAUCCCCCUGAAAAUUACACACAAGAUUUAGAACAGUAUGUUAAGGAAGAAUUAAUGAACAAUACAAUAUAUCAUAACACGAGUAGUGAGGAAUUGAGUGAGUCAGAAUUAAGCGCAAUAGAUAUAAUAAUUAAUAUAUUAACUGAUGAUAAAUAUAACAGAAAGAAUAAUACAGAGACUGAUAAUGCAAUGCUUAGUAAUAGUGAAAAUGAAAAAGGUGAUAUAGAAAUAUUUACUGAUGAACCUAUUAUUAGUACUCUAUCUUAUAGUACGACUGAAAGUUCUAGUGAAUAUGAUGUUGAAACUACUACUGUGAUAGUAGACUUAAGUACAAACGAUAGUAUAGAGAAACCAAGUAAAAAUUAUAAAAAAGGAAUGCCAAAAUCCAAAGCUGAAAAAAGUAAUGAAAUGGUAGAACCUGAAACAAGUACAUUAAUUAACAAUUAUUAUGCAUCUACAAUAAACAAUUAUUCUGAUUAUGAAUCUACAACUUUAAAUAAUAUUCUAGAUGAUGAAUUUUUAUAUAACAGUACUGAUGAUACUUACAUAUAUGAUGAUUUUAGUACCACAGUCGCAGAUACUACAACGCAAUCAUUACUAGUUGAAAUAAUAACAAAUAAAUUUAGUGAUAAUGAAAAACUUUUAUCUAAACAGAAAAAUAAAGAUGUAUCUGAAGAUACCGUUAUUUUAACAACAACACAAGAUUAUACAGUUACAACAGAAUCAAGUACAAAUUACAAUGAUAUAUCAACAACAGAUGAUAUAACUAUUGAAAAUAUAAAAGAAGAACUGUCUGGAACUACAACUGAAGAAAGUGACGAUUUCUAUGCAAAUGAUACGGUUGCAUUUAGUACACCUACAGCUUUUGUGGAACAGAUGGCCGGAUCUGCCAGCAGGGAUGCUGUCUUCAGCUACUUGCACUUUAUCUCUGUUGCAACAUAUCUCAUAAUCUUGCCUUUGUGAUACAGAAUCCAUUCACUUUCUAAUUAACGUUGAAUAUAUUUGAUCUGUGAUAUUAUUUA
Molecule: messenger RNA, 2281 nt
Organism: Achroia grisella
Lineage: Eukaryota; Metazoa; Arthropoda; Insecta; Lepidoptera; Pyralidae
Exons: 7
Coding region: 12-2222 (736 amino acids)
Biological process (GO): hyaluronan catabolic process; carbohydrate metabolic process; defense response
Molecular function (GO): hyalurononglucosaminidase activity
Source: RefSeq, a predicted model, not a curated record